CCCGAACAGGAAGUCGCCCGUCCUCCGCGCGCCAUUUUCAAACGGCUCCUUUGGUCUGUCCGCUGGCUGUUUGGCGGCGGCGGCGGCGGAGGAAAGGGGCCGCUCCGGCCAGGCCGCCCCCACCUCCGGAUGAGGGGCGAGGCGUGUGAGACGGCCCUCCCGCCUCCGAACUAGGCCGCGAUUUCAGGCCGCGGGCCCCGUUUCCAUGACGACGUAGAAUGACGGUAGAAGGAUGACGUCGCCCGGCUGGGAGUAGCGCCCGGAGGGGCUCAAGCGAAGCGAGGGAGGCCUGGAGAGCGGGGCGCCUGGGAAGGCCCCAGCAGAGAAUCUUCACAAUGACUGCAGCUGUAGAGCGGAAGUUUGUUAAUUUAAGGAAACGAUUGGAUCAGUUGGGAUACCGACAACCACUGGGAGUAGAAAGCUUGCCUCUGGUGGAAAAACUUUUCAGUGACCUUGUUCAUACAACCGAGAGCCUCCGGAGCACAAAGUUAUCUGCCGGUAAAAUUGAAAAAGAAUGCAGUAACUUUGACGUUGUUCUAGGACCUUAUCGAGAAGAAAAUGCCAGGCUCACACGUGAAAAUAAUGAAUUGCACUUAGAAGUUCUGAAAUUGAAAGAGCAAUUCGAAGAACAGGUCAAAGAUCUGAAAGCUACUUUGAGGAAAUUUGAACAUGAGAAUUCAGAUAUGAAAUUUUUGAAUAAUCAAUAUAUACAUAAAAUGAGGUCAUUAGAAAAAGAAAACAAAGCCAAGACUGACAAAAUUCAACAGCUUCAAGAAAAAAACCUACAAGCUGUGGUACAGACACCAGGUGGUAAGAAACGAAAUAUUCCAUUUCGACGUCAGCGUAUGCAAAUAGAUCAGCCUGUUCCUCCUUCAGGGAUUGGCGCCUAUCCAGUUCCUCAACCAGAUGACCCGUAUAUUGCAGAUCUUCUUCAAGUGGCUGACAACAGAAUUCAUGAGCUGCAGAUUGAAGUAGGUGACUUGCAGGAAAAGCUAGAGAUAGCUGAACGUGAAAUGAAAAAUUACAGCAAACAGGUUGAGCUCCGAGACAGUGAGAUUGAACGUUUAGCACUCGCACUAGAUGGUGGUCGUUCUCAUGAUGUCAUAUCUCUGGAAGCCAAAAGCAGAAGUAAUGAAAAAAUUAUUGAUCACCUGAAUUUGCAGGUUGAAUUUCUACAGCAAACAAACAAAGAGCUUGAAAAGCGCAUAGAAGAUCUUUUGGAUAGUAGGCAAAAUAUGACUAGUGAGGUGGUUCAUUUAAGUAACAAAAAUGAAGAACUGUGUCAAGAAUUGACUGAAAUUGAUCACUUGGCCCAACAAUUGGAGAGGCAUAAAGAAAUUGUGCUUGAAACUGCAGAUAAAGAAAUUGGAGAGGCUAAGGAAGAAAUUAAAAAAAAACACAGUGAAAUACAAGAUCGUGAGGAGACCAUAGCAAGACUGAAGUUAGAGUUAUCUUCCUAUCGCAGAGAAAAAGAAAAAUUGAGUGAAGAACUCUUUGGAAAAACAGAGGAAAAACAAAAUCUUGACAUACUAUUAAACCAGACUCAAGUAGAAAACCACAGGUUGUCCAAAAAAGUUGAAAACCUUGAAAUUAUAAAUCGGGAACUUGUCAUAGAGCUCGAGAGAAUGAGGCUUGACGGUGGCAUAGCACUUGGAGACAAGUCCCCUUCUCGCCUAGAUGCAUUUGUGAAAACCAUAGAAGAAGACAGGGACUAUUAUAAGCGAGAACUAGAGUGUCUCCAAAAGAUAUUUAAAAGAAAAUCUAGCCCAUUACUCAAAUCUCCAGAAAAGAGUGAAGACCUUAGAUUAGUUAUACGAGAGAGAGAUGAGCUACAGUCUAUGCUAGACAGAUUUGAAAAGCAUAUGAUAGAAAUUCAGUCUAAUGUCAAACUACUAACUGUAGAAAAAGAUAAAUUAAGUAUCCUUUAUGAACAGUCUCAGAAUGAAUUAAACCAUCUACGGAGAGAGAAAAAAACCUGUUUUCUAACAAAAAACCAUGCAGAAGAAGAAAGAAAUAUGGCACUGGCUGAUUUUAGAAGAGUAGUAUCAGAGAAAGAAGGACUAAGGGAGAAAUUAAAGAUCCAGCAGGAGGAAUAUACUUUAGAUAAAUUAAAAUUGGAACAGGAAGUAUCAAGAUUGGAAAGCACUCUUAAAAGAUUGGAAACAGAACGACUUGAUCAAAUAUCUACAGUGUCAUUGUUAAAAGACAAAAUAAGCUCUUUGGAAGAUGAACUAAGCAUUAAGACACAUCAGCUCUUAAACACAUCUGAAGAUUCUUCACAGUAUAAGGCAGAAUUGAGUUCACUAAAACUAUUAAAUGAACAGAUUCAGAAAUCCCUAGAUGAGAUACAGCACCAACUGUCUUUUAAAGAAAAUGAACUUCAAUCAGCUCAAGAGGAAAUUGAGAUAUUAGAGAACAAAAUAGAUACACUCAAUACUAAGAGCUCAUCGCAAAGUGAGACUGUCAUUCUGCUCAGAAGUACUGUUAAUGCCUUGGAUAAGGAAAAAGAUAGCCUUCAGGAAAGUAUAGAUGAAAAAACUGAAAAAAUUGCAUAUCUAGAAGACAAUUUAGCUAACAAGGAAAAGACUAUCCUCAACUUACAAAAAACAGUUGCUCAGUUGGAAUUGUCUUUAGACCAAUUAAAGGAUACCUUAAAUGGGAAAGACCGUGAACUUGCCAGUCUCCACCGCCAGUUUGAUGGAAUACACUCAGAGCUUGGGGAAACUGCCAGAAUAAAAGAAAUGGCUUUGAAGGAAAACAGAAGAUUACAGGAUGAUCUAGCCACAAUGACUAGAGAAAACCAGGUGAUCUCGACUGAAUUGGAAGUAACGUUACGUGAAAAAGAAGAACUGAAAGUUAGAGUUCAUAAUUACAUUACUGAAGUGUCCAGAUUUGAAAGUUUAAUAUCCUUAAAGGAAAGAGAAAAUAAAGAAUUAUUGGAGAAGUUCCAGAUGCUUCAUAGCCAAGCCGAAGAUUGGGAAGUAAAGGCCCAUCAAGCUGAGGGACAAAACAGCUCAGUACGAUUAGAGCUCCUUUCAGUUGAUACUGAACGAAGACACCUUAAAGAAAGAGUAGAAUUACUGGAAAAAGAAAUCCAAGAGCACAUCAUUGCACAUCAAACUUACGAAUCUCAAAUCUCUUCAAUGGCAAAAAAUAUGGCCAAGCUGGAAGAAAUGCUCAGACGUGAAAAAGAAGAAAAAUCUUCAAUAAAUCAGGAUGUAUCUGCCGUUAGAGAUCUAUGUGUCAAACUGGAAUCUAGCAAAGAUCUAGUCUCACGCCAAUUAACAUCCAAAUCUAUGGAGUUUGAGAGGAUUGUGUCUGAAUAUGAAGAUGCAAAGGCAGAAGCAGAGCUAUUAAAAAAGCAAUUGUCAAGUGAGCGGCUUACAAUACAAAACUUGGAAACACUCUUGGCUACCAGCAGAGACAACGAUUUUCAGAAUCAUUUAAUAACCCAUGAAAAGGAUUCAGAGAUACAAUUGCUCAAAGACAAAUUAACUCUCUCAGAAAGUAAAUUAACAAGUCUCAGCAGAGAAGUUUCUAUACUGCGAAAUAAACUUGCACAGCUGCAGACUGAUUAUGAUAUUGUGAAAAGACAGCUGACAACAGAGCAAUUUGAACGGGAACGUGCCAUCCAAGAGAUGCGACGACUCGGGUUUUCUACCACUUCUUUACCUACCUCAUCGCCACUUAGCUCAACUUUGAGAUCUCCAUCGCAUUCUCCAGAGAGAGCAUUUUCAGUAACAACAGAACGGACAGAAAAAAAUGUGGGCUUCAAGGAUUAAUCAGUUACUUUAAAAGCAGAACAAUAAUGCGAUGUUUCCAUGUUUGGACUCACUGUCAGCGUUGACUUGAAUUCUACCUCUAAAAUGUUAAAUCAUUAAUACUAGGAUUAUUGAAACAACAAGAAAUUGUGUGGGAGCACUUAGUGUGUAAUCAAACUUUGCAACAUUCUGCUGUCAUACAUAGGCUGGGUUGGUUUUUAAUAAUUCUAAUAGGUUUGCCCUGAAAAUUAAGACUAAACAUUUGAAUUGGAGGUAAUAGUGUGGUUUGUUAUUGUUAUCUCUUUUUCAAGGUUAUUCAUUUUCAGUUAGAUGAGCUACAGGCAGUCUGUAGUUGCUAUUGAUCACAAAGCAAAUAAAUAUGGAAGAUGAAAAGUCCUUUAAUCAUGACUUAUAUCUAUUAUUGAGGUUGUUUUCAUACCAGUAAUUUUAUAAAAUGUGUGUAUGUAUGUAUUAAUAAAUUAUGCUCAGUUUAAUAAUGCCCUUUAACCUGAGCACAAAUGUUACAUCAUUAACAAUAAAAGGCGUCUUUUAAAUUUUGUCUCUAAAAUGAAGUACCAUUGCAUUUUAAAAAAUGUUUUAUAUUAAAAAACAAAUUUAUAUACAUUAAAUUAUGAUAGUAUAAAUAAUGUGAUAUCAUGUCUGUCUUAGAGUCAUUUAGCAAUGUUGUUCCUUUUUUUGAAGUUCUGAAGUAAAGUUUGAGGAAUUGACACACCUGAGUUCCAGCUUUUAAAGACAAAAUGAUGCAGUUUAAAAUACAAAACUAAUUAGGUAAGAAUGAACUUUAUUGCAAGGAAAUUAAUCAUGUUGUAGUUCUUGUCACAAAGUAAUAACAAGUUAUCAGAAACAGUACGUUCCUUAACUGACAGGAGCUUUAUACCAUCUUGACAUUAUCCUCAACCAGCAAUCUGCACUAAUCACUAAAACAUUUAACUCCAGAGCUAUUUGGGGCAUAACUUGCCUAUGUUUGGGGAUAUUUUAUUUAAAAAAGAGAAAUUUAAAUACUGAAGAAAAUCCAUGAAUUAAAGUAACAGGAACAUUCUUGGCCACAAAUAAUACAUCUGUGUAACCAAAAGUACAUGGAAUCUUGGAUUGGGGCGUAUAUCCCCUAAUGUUGUCAUUCUAUAGCAUUAAUUUUGGAUUGUGUGUUGUUACUAAUGUGCUUGAUAUCACUAAGAAGACAAUACUAAUGAUAUUAUAAUUAAAUAAAGUAAUUUCAGUUUUCAAGGAAUAAUUGCAGAUUGAUUUAUAUUCUUUGAAGGAAAAAAUUUUUUCCCGGUUCUCCUUAUAGACAUUGGCAAGAAGAACAGAAAAUGCCAUUCAACAGAGAACGACGAGCCAAUUCCUAAAUGUAAUGACAGCUUAUUAUAAUAAAGUAUAUUCAUAAACUGGAAUGAUGGUCUCAGUAGACGAACCCAAACAUAUAGUUUUAAGUACUGAUUGAUAAUUCACAUGGUAUCUUUUUACGUCACUGUUUUAAAAAUUAAAAAAAAAUAAAUCAUUACUGUUUUUAAUAUGUCAUACAA
Crotalus tigris (Tiger rattlesnake) is the source of this 5305-nucleotide messenger RNA. It is a transcript of the gene CEP135, whose product is annotated as centrosomal protein 135. The transcript is spliced from 26 exons. The coding region runs from base 336 to 3782 and encodes 1148 amino acids. The record is from RefSeq and is a predicted model, not a curated record. Lineage: Eukaryota; Metazoa; Chordata; Lepidosauria; Squamata; Viperidae.